CUGCCAUACACGUGAUCUUCCUCCCAUCGCGUCCACGUGCGAUUGUUUUUAUUCCGACGCAGUGACUGCGUCAUGACGUCACGGAGCCAGCAGGCAGGCAGGCAAGGCAGCUCAUCAGUUCGAACCUCAGUGUCGACGAGGAGUGAGUGAGUAGUUCUGCUGCAGCUGCUGCUCCCACACAAACACCAGCCGUGACAGACCGCCGCCGGGAGGACAGCUCUAUCCGCGACAGGAUACAGGCUGGCGUUUUAUCUUUCUCCGUGUUGUACAUUUGGUGAAGAAUCACCGAAGAGGGUCAGAACCGUUGGUGCUGACUGAAACUUUCAGAUGGAAAAUUUGUGCAGCAAUAACCGGUUUCGGUCCGGAGUGUUCAACAACCACGACGAUGAGAUUGCAGAGUGCAGUGUAGCACCCAUUGCGAUGGAGGACAGUGACCAAGAGCUUUCCUCUUCAUCAGAUGAGCAGAACUCCUGCCCAUCCUCACCCAAUCAGAUCAGCCACCACAAUGCUGCACAGCAUUUGAGCCAUUCAGACGACUCAGAGGUGGAGAACAUAAUGCUUGAUCCUCCACAUCACGGAGGGCAUAGCCCAAACCACCAGCAUGGCCACGAAGCUCACAAUGCUGUAGAAGAGAUUGAGGGCCAGGACCGGCCCCUCACCCCGUCUCAUUUGCAGCCCCCCGUGGCGUAUCGAGCCCAGUCAGAUUCAGGUUCAGAUACCACCUUGUCGCAGAGCAGAAGUGUGGAGUUUGAGUUGCCAUCUCCCAUCAGUCCCUCCAGACCAAGGAGCCCCUGGGCUCUGUUUGAUCCAUACAGCAAUAAUGAGGACCCAGACAAGGAGUAUGUGGGCUUUGCAACACUGCCAAACCAGGUGCACCGCAAAUCUGUCAAGAAAGGGUUUGACUUCACUCUCAUGGUGGCUGGUGAGUCUGGCUUGGGAAAGUCCACCCUGGUCAACAGUCUGUUUCUCACAGAUUUGUACAAAGAUAGGAAGCUGCUUAAUGCUGAAGAGAGGAUCACCCAGACAGUUGAAAUCACCAAGCACACUGUGGAUAUAGAGGAGAAAGGUGUGAAGCUGAAGCUCACCAUUGUGGACACCCCUGGAUUCGGUGAUGCUGUGAACAACACUGAAUGCUGGAAGUCAGUGGCUGACUACAUCGACCAGCAGUUCGAGCAGUACUUCAGGGACGAGAGCGGCCUCAACCGCAAGAACAUCCAGGACAACCGUGUACACUGCUGUCUUUAUUUCAUUUCACCCUUCGGUCAUGGCCUUCGGCCUCUCGAUGUUGAAUUCAUGAAGGCUCUGCAUGAGAAGGUUAAUAUUGUACCUAUUCUGGCCAAAGCUGAUACACUCACCCCAAGCGAGGUCAAGAAAAAGAAAAUUAAGAUCAGAGAGGAGAUUGAGCAGUACGGCAUCAAGAUCUAUCAGUUCCCUGACUGUGACUCCGAUGAAGAUGAGGAGUUUAAGCAACAAGACCACGAGCUGAAGGAGAGCAUUCCUUUUGCAGUAAUUGGCAGCAACACAGUGGUAGAGGCCAAAGGGAAGAGGGUGAGGGGCCGCCUCUACCCCUGGGGCAUCGUAGAAGUGGAAAACUCUGCUCACUGUGACUUCAUUAAGCUGAGGAACAUGCUGGUACGCACACACAUGCAGGACCUGAAGGAUGUGACCCGAGAGACUCACUACGAGAACUACAGAGCACAGUGCAUCCAAAGCAUGACCCGCAUGGUUGUAAAGGAACGAAACCGCAAUAAGCUAACCAGGGAGAGCGGCACAGACUUCCCCAUCCCCGUGAUCCCCGGAGCGUCAGAGAGCGAGACGGAGAAGCUCAUCCGAGAGAAAGACGAGGAGCUGCGGCGGAUGCAAGAGAUGCUGCAGAGGUUCCAGGAUCAUCUGGUCACCCAGAAAGAUGGCUGUUAACAAAGGACUCUGCACAUUAAAGUAAGAAAUAAAGCGAAAACACCCAGGCACCCUUUAUUCCACUGCUGAACACUGAGGUCCCCUGGGUGUUUGUCCACCCAGUCUCCACUCAGCCUCCUCAACAAGCAUGCGACCCACCGACCUGCUGAGGAGAUGGUAAGACCUGACCUUAGUGACUCUUUAUCUUCUGAAGUCUAACAAACACCUGGUUACAUAUCAGAACUGUUAAUUAGCCACAUGAUCACAAAUGUUAAUGAGGUUAAUGUCAAAGUACUGGACCUGUCCACUUUCCUGUUGUCUUUAUUUUCUCUGUAGAUCAACCUGUUUUUGUUUUAUUUAGUUGAGUUCUAUGUCUUCCAUAUUUCUGUUUAAUGACACCCAGCCACAGUCCUUCACUUUAUAUGGAUACUAUAGAUUUUGACUCAUUUGCCACUCAUGUCAUUAUUGGUUCAUUUUUAUGUAUAUUUGUUGUAUGAGUGUCUACAUAUUUAAUUUUAGUUUCACCUCCAAUGCCUCGCUUGGUGACUUUAUGGAUGUCAGGGGCACUGCUUAGUAUUGGCCAGUAACGUCACAUAUUUACUUCCUGAUAUGUAAUAACAGCAAAUGACUUCCACAGGUAUUAGCAGUCCUGGUGAAGGUAUGUAAGGAGCCUUCAAAUUAACGAGUCUUUAGUUGCAGUAGUGUAAUCAUACGCUGGAAAAUGUAGAAAAAUCCCAUUUGGAUUUGAGUUGAUUUAUUUAAAAGAAAAACUAAAAUCACUGUUGCAACACUUAUUGACACCUUUAACAAUCUUCUAAGAUAACUGUUUCAGUUGAUCAGAGCAUGUGGAAACGUUAUAUUAGUAAUGAAUGAGUUUUCUUGUCCCUAAGAUACAAAUGUUACACAGACCCGCUUCACUUUGCUGCUCUUCAUAGACUCAUGUUUAUCUUGUCACCACGCACAGUGAGGAGGAUGGAAAAAUGGAGAAUCAUCGGUCAGAUGGCGUUAAGAUGGAAGAAAGCGUUUAAGUCGCAGACAUUCCACAGGCAAUGAGUAUGUGGAGAAGCACCUCGUGCACACUGUUAAGCAGGGUGGAGGAUCUGUGAUGCUGUGGGCCAGUUUUCUUCCAGAGGUUCUAGGAUUGCUUGAAACCAUUUUUAAAAUAAUAUUAAUAAUGAUGAAGUCAGAUUAUGCCACUAUAUAAGAGAUGUCCUUAUUUUAAGGCUUUUUGCACAUCUGCACCAGCGGUGCUGAUGAAUGCGGAGGACGCUGUAAAUCACUAAAUUACUUUAUAUGAAGUUCUAUUGGGUCGGCCCAGGAUGUGAAACAUGAGGUGUGAUGGCUCCGGUGGACGGUGUAUUUAUUUUUGCAUGCAGUUUUCUAAUGAUGAGCUGAGUCUGCAGGUUUGUUUAAUGGCCUUUAGGUUUUUGGAAAAAAAUGUCAGGAACAGAUAUGUUUUUUAUAGUUUGGUUGGACUUGGUGAUGUUUUUUUACUUUAAGGUAACUCUUUAGUGGGGGGGCUGUAAAUGUUAACAUUAGCCCUUAAAUAUUACAUUUGAAUUGAUUUUAAAGCAUCAUUUUGGGUUACAUUUUUUGACAUUCCUCCUGCUUCUGUCAGUAAGAUAAUAUUUCUGUUUUUUAAAAAUUGUUUUAUAUUAAACCUGACAUCUGUUAUUUUAUGUUUCUUGGAAUAUAUUUAUGUAUUGAAUUUAUACAUUGACUGGUUUUGGAGGAAAGCUUAUGAAUUAUAAUGUAAUAGCUCUACAGUUAUAUUGUAAUAAAAUAUUUGAAACUGUCA
Girardinichthys multiradiatus is the source of this 3694-nucleotide messenger RNA. RefSeq names its product septin 4b (gene septin4b). Gene Ontology annotation, biological process: cytoskeleton-dependent cytokinesis; regulation of exocytosis. Lineage: Eukaryota; Metazoa; Chordata; Actinopteri; Cyprinodontiformes; Goodeidae. Bases 328 to 1917 code for a protein of 529 amino acids. The record is from RefSeq and is a predicted model, not a curated record. The transcript is spliced from 14 exons. Gene Ontology annotation, molecular function: molecular adaptor activity; GTPase activity; GTP binding. Gene Ontology annotation, cellular component: synaptic vesicle; microtubule cytoskeleton; septin ring.